This is a messenger RNA of Leptonychotes weddellii (Weddell seal), 3835 nucleotides long. The record is from RefSeq and is a predicted model, not a curated record. Lineage: Eukaryota; Metazoa; Chordata; Mammalia; Carnivora; Phocidae.
CUGUCUCUCAUUCUCUCUCUCUCAAAUAAAUAAAUAAAAUCUUUAAAAAAAAAAAAUUAUCACAGUCCUCUGAAGUGAUUAUUUCCCUAUUCUGUCUUUAUCCUACCUUUAACUAGCCUUAUUUCUGUAUCAGGAAUAUAUUUGUAUAUGUGCAGUACUUCUUAUACUUUAAUGGGAUUGAUUCUUUAACUAUACUGCUCAUCACCAACUGAUAAUUAUCUGUUUAUUACCGGCAUUGCCCGAUUGAACUGUGAGAUCCCUAAGAACUGUUCUCUCCUCUUUGCCCAGUACCUGACCUGGCAGAAGGAAGGCCCUUAGUAAAUAUUUGCUGACUGAAUGAAGGAGUAAGAGACAGAAGGAGGCAAAGGUUCUAAAUCCAACCAAGUUCCAGCAGGGGGUGCUCAGAAGGACUUCUCAUUUCAUAAAAUCUUUUGUAUUUCUCAUUUCUAUUAUGCCUAGCAGAGGAUGUGGACUGAAUUCUGGUCAUCUGAGGAAUAACAACUACCACAGGAGAUAAGGCUUUUGCCAUACCAACAUGUGUCUGCCUGGCUUACCUUUCCUAACGGGUGAUUUGAGACAGUUAUUAAUACUGUGUGAACCUACAUUUUCUCAGUUAUUAAAUGACAGUUAUUAAUACCCAAUUUGGAGGGUUGUUAGGGCAACUAAAGGAGUUUAUAUUUGUAGAGCUACUAACAGUGCUCAGUAAAUAGAGGUUGGUAUUAAUAUUUGCAUGGUAGGAUAUUCAACAGUUUUUAAUGGCUGUCACAUGUUUUAUCUGCACAGAGAUGGCUAAAGAGUGAUGUUUGAUGAUUGAGAAAAAAUGUCUAUUGCUUAAUGAUGGAUAUUGUGAACUGGUUACCCAGACACUCCAGUAGUCAAAGAGAAAUUGAGAUCAACCUCUUAAUUUAAACUCAAAAGCUUCUCUGAAGUGGUCUUCUGAGCAAGAAAUGGAAUAUUUUGGAAAUUCUCACUAUCAGAUUCACAAGAUGGCAGCCCUUGAUGUGAAUCAGGUGUGUGGUCAUCUUUCUUGGGACCCUUACUGUCUUCAUGAGGGGAAAAUUGAGGAGGCAAGGAUGGUGGCUGGGUUACUGAUGAAUUCUUCUCAGCACUUAGUGACCUUCGAGGAUGUGGCUGUGAACUUUACCCAGGAGGAGUGGACUUUGUUGGAUCAAACACAGAGAGAUCUCUACAGAGAUGUGAUGCUGGAGAACUACCAGAAUCUCAUUAUACUAGGAUACGAAUCAUGCAAACCUGAUCUCAACUCUUCAAUGGGAGGAGCAGGAGAGCUGAGGACAGGAGGGAGAGGAAUUCUGCAGGAAUUGGAUUUGCAGCUCAAAACCAAAGGUUCCACAUCCCUUCAAGAUAUUUCUUCGGAAAAAACAUCAAAUGGAAUACAAUUGCAGAGAAGCAAUGCUGGAGGGAAGCGAUAUGGCUCUCACCUGUAUGGAAGAGCAUUUAGUGGGCACUUAUUUAUGACUCACAGUAGACAGAAAACUUCUAAGGGUAAUCAGAAGGGGAAAGCCUUUAAAAAGAACUUUAUUUGUACUUUGCUCAAGGAAAUCCCUGUUGGGGAGAAAACUUCUGAGAGUGUUCAACAUGAUAAAGCCUUUUGUCAGCUUUCAAAUCUUACUGGGCACAAGAAAACUCAGACACAAGGGAAAGUAUGUGAAUGCAAAGACUGUCAGAGAACUUCUGUUGAUCAGUCAUCCCUUAAGAUACAUAUGAGACACCACACUGGAGAAAAACCAUAUGAAUGUAAAGAAUGUGGGAAAGCCUUCCCUCAUUCCUCAUACCUUACAGAUCAUAGACGAAUUCACAGUGGAAAAAAGCCCUAUGUAUGCAUGGAAUGUGGGAAAGCCUUUACUCGAUCUACAGGACUUAUUUUACACAUGCGAAUUCACACUGGAGAAAAACCAUAUGAAUGUAAGGAAUGUGGAAAAGCUUUUAUUCACUCUUCAUACCUUACAAAACAUGUAAGAAUUCACAGUGGAGAAAAGCCAUAUUUAUGUAAGGAAUGUGGGAAAACGUUCACUCGUUCCUCAGGACUUGUCUUACACGUGCGAACACACACUGGAGAGAAACCCUAUGUAUGUAAGGAAUGUGGGAAAACGUUCACUCGUUCCUCAGGACUUGUCUUACACGUGCGAACACACACUGGAGAGAAACCCUAUGUAUGUAAGGAAUGUGGGAAAGCCUUUAAUAAUUCUUCAAUGCUCAAUCAGCAUGUAAGGACACACACUGGAGAGAAGCCAUAUGAAUGCAAGCAAUGUGGGAAAGCUUUCACUCAGUCUUCAGGCCUUACCACACAUUUAAGAACUCACACUGGAGAGAAGGCCUAUGCGUGUAAAGAAUGUGGGAAAGCUUUUGCUCGUUCUACAAAUCUUAAUAUGCACAUGCGAACGCAUACUGGAGAAAAGCCCUACAAAUGUAAAGAAUGUGAGAAAGCCUUUAGAUACUCCACAUGCCUUAAUAUUCACAUGCGAACUCACACUGGAGAGAAACCAUAUGAAUGUAAGGAAUGUGGGAAAACCUUCACUCAGUCUUCGGCACUUGCUAAACAUUUAAGAACUAAGGCAUGUGAAAAAAACCUGUAAAUGUUCUUCAGACCUUAGUAUUCACAUCUAAACUCAUCUGGAUAAAGUACCUUAUGAAAGUAAAGAAUGUGUGAGAAAUCUUUACUCAUUUUUCGUCCUUAUAUGAUAGGAACUUUCUGGGGCAGAAUUCCCAUUCAUAUAAGGUAUAUGGGAGGGCAGUAGUUGUUCCUACUUUACAAAAUGUGUAAGAACUCACACUUGAGAGAACCUUCCAGUUAUAAGGUAUGUGGGAGAGCCUUUUUGUUACUGCUCUAAACAUUAAUUUUACAUAUCUAAAAUUACUGUGAAAGUCAGGGGUGCCUGGCUCAGUUGGUAGAGCAGGUGACUCUGAUCUCAGGGUUGUGAGUUCGAGCCCCACUUUGGGCAUAGAGAUUACUUACAGAUAAAUAAGAAACUACUGUAAAAGUGAUGUGAAGGUAAGAAUGAGAUACAGCCUUAAAAUACGACCACAUGCUUUGAUAGCACGUGAUAACUCAUACUAGGGAUAGAUCAUUUGUAUGUAAGGAAUGUGGUGAAACCUUCGUGCCAAGGCCUUAAUAUCCACAUGAGACUUCAUACUGGUAUAAAACCCUACAAAUGUCAAGGAUCCAGGAAGACCUACAGUUGUUUCUUAUAUCUUUUAAGAACUCAACAUUUAAAAAAACAGUGGAGAGAUUUCUGUGGGAAAGCUUCGGGAAAGCUUUUAGAAAUUCUUGAUUGCUUCAUAUGCAAGGAGACUCAUGAGUGUAAGAAAUGUUGAAAAUUGUUCAAGUGUUAAUGGGUAAGUCACAACACGCAGUGAAGAGAACCUUAUGAUGGUAAGAUAUGUGGGAAAACAGCCCCGUAUGUUAACAUUCUUUGGUAAUCUCACAGAGGCAGAAAAUGUUACGAAUAUUAGAAAUAAUGGGUAUGCCUUUAUGUGUGUAUGUGUGUAUGUGUUUAUUUUUUGGCUUUUGACCUUUAGUAAAAAUAAUCCACACUGGAGAGAAAUAGUGGUUGUAGGGUACAUGGGAAAUGGUGUAUCCAUCUUAUACAUCUUACUCUACAUGUGAAAACCCACCCUGGAAAGAAGCUGAAUGAAUGUAAAAAUGUGGGUAUGAUUUUUGGUAAAUACACAUCCCUUAAGAGACACAAAAUACUCACUGAAAGAAUGAAGUAUGAAUGAGAGGAAUUUGGGGAAGCUUUCAGGUAUUGCUCUUCACUUACUGUACACAAGAGAAUUCUUCCUGGAGGUCAUAUUGAAAUAAAUGACAUAAAUACAA